AAGGAAGUGAUGAGAAGGGAGAUCACUCUCUGUUACCUAACAUUGUCGCGGGAAAUAUUCCCUACAAAAAAACGAUUCUUAUUUUGUGCAUUGUUGAAACUUUCAAUAAAAUGCACGAAAUUCUAGCGGCAAACAUUUUAUUUAUUUGAAUUAAGUUUCCAUCAUCCAUCACACUGGCUUCGGAGGAUAUGAUAGCAGCCUGUGAAACCCAGGAUUUUGUACCCUUUGGGAGGGAAUAUAUCCAUUUGCAUCCCGGCAAGUUCGAAAUACAGGUACAACGAAGUCAUCAUGCUGAUCAUGGAUUGCCAUUGCUUCGCUCGUUCCGUGACAUCUCCAUCAGUGAACAGAGCCCCAAAGAACAAUGGUAUCUACAUUGCAAACCAGAUUCGAACUGUGUUGGUGCAGUGGAAGAAGAGCUGUAUGUGUCUGGGAAUACAGUUGUCUGGAGUGUUGGCACCCGACAAGAAUCUAGACGGGUCCUGAAGACCUUCACUGUAGAAUCGCCAGUCAUUCAAGCCAUGUACUGCAGCUUCUUGCUCUCCUAUAACACCGAGAUUCCAGAACAAAUAGAUUUAGACAUUCCUGGUGAACUCCAAGAAGGUAUCUGUGUUCUGGAAUCAACUACAGCAUCCGUGUUUACCAGCCAAGGCGAAGAAUACAAUGUCGCUUUGCCAUUCCAGGUUACUAAAUCCUGGGUUAUUAAGAAUGGGCUUCUCUUUGAACGUUCCUUGUCGUCGUCCGAAAUUGUUCCAAAAGUGUCUCGAAAUGCUCCCAACCACUCCAUUGUGUUCAGUAUGUUGCAUCCUCUUAAUGACAUUGCUCCCGUCAUUCAUGGCCCUAACAAUGCCAACACCACACAGAACAAGGUUAGCUAUUUCACUGACACGUCUCAGAGUAUUGUGUUCAGCUGUGUCGAGCCCUCUAUACUUCUUGUGUACGACAACACAGCUGGACUACACUGUGUGUGGAAGGUCCGUCGUGUGAAGCCUGAGGAGAGUGAUUUUCUCUUUGAAACCUGUGAUAUGCCCAGUUUAUGCCACCUCAAUAAUUCUAUCCUGCAAACAUCUUCUCAUAACCAGUCGAAAGUCAGCAACAUCUCACCUGGCAUAUCUCUGUUGCAGAAUUUCUCCAACAGGACAUUCUCACCUUCUCCUUCAUGUUCCAUAAGUCCUGUUGUCAGUAACCACUUGACAUCUUCAGGAAAUUCAGGCAGCUGCACUCAGUCUCCAUUGGCUUUUGCCUCUUCCAGUCAAUCUCGACCGUUCUACAGCCUGAAUGCUCAGUCAAGGUCUUCCAUGACGUACAUGCGUUCUCCUCCAGGCAGCCAAAACUUCUCAGUGAUGUCGGAAAGCAUGAAUUAUCGGAUCGAACCGGUUAAUCCUGAUAUAUGUCUGGACCAUAUCUGGACUGAGUCGGCGACAUCAAAUCGUGAAGAGUUUGUUGGGAAAGCGAGCAAAGCAUUCAUUGCUAAGGAUCUUUGUGAGCAGAACUAUUUGUGUUACUUGAUUCCACAAAGGCAACACCUACGUUGUGUGAAAUUUGAGAAAAGCAAUGAUAAUUGUCAGCUGAUAUUUGGUGCAGUUUGUACAAUACCUGCCAAAGAUGCCCUCCCAGUUGAAUUGCUUAACUUAACUGUAGUGCUAGAUUUAUCUGGCAGCCUUAUCAUAUACAGUGGAACAACCAAAAUCAACAAGUUGUUUGUGCCUAAAUUGCCUAUAGGAAUUUCAUCGAUGAAUGCUUCGGCAUCGCUGACUCCUCACAACUCUGUCCGAGUCACUAGCAUGAUCACAUCAAGUCGGCCAUCAAACACAAACAAUGUAUCUUUCGAAGAUCAAUUGUCUCAUAUUUCUCCAGUAAUUGGAUCACCGAAUGUGCAUGAUAACCAUGUACUUGAGAGUUCUUCCAGAGACUCGGAGAUUUGCUGCCACGACAACACAGUCCAUUGCAUUCGAGAUAACACCCUCUCACGGUUCACCAUAGAAACCACCGAUGGCUCUUUGCUGCGAACGUCGCUACCACCACUUACCGAGUCGACAGGAAUCGAAAGUAGUCUCGAAGCCCUGCGUUACAUCUUACCCAAAGACUGCGCUAUGAAGAUGUUGUCUCGCUGGUAUACGACGCGUAAUGUCACCAGUGGAUUCGACAAUCAGUCGGAGUGGGUGGUCUUCUCUCGUUUUCUCCUGGGACAGAUGGGUUUUGACACUAGCCGUCUGCCAUUGACACAUGAAAAUGAAUUCAACAACACAACAUCUCCCGUGGUGGAAGUGAAACGAGCUAAACCAUCCAACCAGGGCUGCAACGACGAUUGGGAAUAUCUACUCAAAUCCGAACACCAUCAUUUCACAUCCAAGUACUUUGAUUCUGCCCUUGGCUUCUCCCUCGUAGACAUCCCCAACAUAUAUUAUCCAAAGCCUUGCACUGUAAACCCAUCAGCUCCUCUCUUCUCUUACAUACCAAGCAUUCUCUUCUCAUUACACUUGGUUUAUGAAGAACUCAAACUAAACACUUGUCUCUCUGGACAACUCGAAUACUUAGCUCUGAUGCUUUUCUUUCUGGCUAACAAUCUGAAAUGUUUCUACUACACUGACAUCUACUGUCGAGAUUUCCCCCAUCUCUAUAAUAUGGUCGAUGAAAACCACCAGAUACAUCCUGAACAGUGGGCAAAGCUGCAGUUCACAUCUAUAUUCACUGAAGUGCCCCCUAACAUAUGUAUGUGGAUUUGUAAACUGUUAUCUGGACUCGAAUGCCAGCCAGUUCUGUUCCUGCCAAAUAUUUGUAAACGAAUAGAAAAUAUCAUCAUACUAUACACCACCCUUGUCAAUCAGAAUUGUAAGGCUAACCAUUUCCUGAGAGAAAUCCCUGUUUCUGGUUACCGAACUCUUUCCUCUCGAGCAAAAGGUUCUCUGAGUGAAACUGAGAAAAACUCGCUGUCAAUAGCGGAGAGUAUAGUGCUGCUCAUGACUCGGCUGGGCAUCACGAAACGGGAUCUGGAAUCGUAUCCUAUAGGGGUUGUGCUGCCAUUACGAGAAGCGAUACUACAAUGUCGGUGGGAUCCACCAUCUGAUUGGCCCGAGGAAGCUUACAUUUUGAUUGGUCGUAAAGAUUUGUCCCGAAUCAGUGCUUACUGUAAAUGUCAGUCGGGUUCUUCCCUGAAUGAAGGGCGCUACGUGAAAGAAUGUCCUUCUCUUGGGAAAACAAACAAAGAAGAUGAUGAUGGAAUGGGUCACCUUGAUGAAGAACUCUUGAAAUUACGGUUCAGUGAAGACCUUCGAGUGCAAGAGGUCCGCCACAUGUUACAGUCAUCUCGUCCUGUUCGUAUUUCACUUCAACAGAAACCGGAAGUGAGUGACCAUGAAUUCAUUGAAGAACAAGAACGCUACCUGUACGCAAUCUGUACAAGAACAAUGGCCUUACCUGUUGGUCGAGGAAUGUUUACUCUGUCUAGUUUCCAUCCGUUACCUACAGAAGCCCUUCCUAUCCCGAAACUAUGCCUGACCGGGAAAGCUCCACCUCGCAACACCACAGUUGACCUCUCCCAUAUUGAAACCCCUUCCAAUAUGGCCACAUGGCCACACUUUCACAAUGGGGUCGCUGCUGGAUUAAGGAUUGCCAACUCAUCCCAGAUAAAUUCCACUUGGAUCAAUUAUAACAGACCUAAGACUUGUGAUUUCACUACAGAAUAUGCUGGCUUCUUGAUGGCACUUGGACUAAACGGCCAUUUAGCUCAUCUUGCUACCCUUAACAUUCACGAGUAUUUGAGCAAAGGUCAAGAUAUGACUACUAUUGGGGUCCUGUUAGGGCUGGCUGCCACAAAACGGGGGACAAUGGAUCAGGGUAUAACAAAAGUACUCAGCAUCCAUGUCCCGGCCCUUUUACCACCGACAUCGACCGAACUGAAUAUUUCUCACAAUGUCCAAGUCGCAGCUGUUUUAGGAGUUGGUCUUGUCUAUCAAGGCACAAGUCAUCGUCACAUUGCCGAAGUACUGCUGUCCGAGAUUGGACGUCCACCUGGUCCUGAAAUGGAGAACUGCACCAACCGCGAGUCAUACGCCACAGCUGCCGGUCUUGCCCUUGGUCUAGUCAUGUUUGGUAAAGGAAGUGAAGCUGCUGGCUUGUCCGAUUUAGGAAUGGCAGACACUCUCUGUCACUUCAUGAUUGGUGGUCAUAAACGGCCGGUGACGGGGCCAAAUCGGGAACGUUAUAGGUCGCCAAGUUACCAAAUCAAGGAAGGUGACAGCGUGAAUGUUGAUGUCACUUCUUCUGGUGCAACACUGGCCCUCGGUAUGCUUUACUUCAACACAAAUAACACAGCGGUUGCCGACUGGCUGAAGGCACCAGAUACUCAGUUCACCCUGGAUCACGUCCGACCGGAUUUCUUAAUGCUGCGUACUUUAUGUCAUGGAUUAGUGUUGUGGGAUCACGUACUUCCAACGACGACAUGGAUCGACAGCAAUUUACCAAUAAUUGUACAGAAAUACGGUUUCAAACGAGAAUCACACAGCAGAGAUGAAGACAACAUCGAUUACGAAACAAUGAGUCAAGCUUAUUGCAAUAUCGUCGGUGGUGCUUGUAUGGCAAUGGGCUUGAAAUUUGCAGGAACUGCUAAUGCAGUCGCUUACCAAACUCUGCUAGAUUGCAUGAAGCGUUGCAUGUAUCUUUUACCAGUUCCUCCAUUCUGUGAACAAGCCGGUAAAAGCACUGUUGAAAACUGUACCGUUGUAGUGCUUCUUUCCCUUGCAAUGGUCAUGGCAGGAACUGGAGAUCUCGAUGUGCUCCGAAUAGCCCGGGCUUUACGGAAACGUGUCGGUCCACAACAUUCUUAUGCCACUUAUGGGUCUCACAUGGCUGUGAGUAUGGCUAUUGGCCUCCUCUUUCUAGGUGGUGGUAGAUAUUCCCUCAGUACAAAGCCAGAAGCAAUUGCAGCCAUGCUGUGUGCCUUCUUCCCAAAAUUCCCCACUCACAGCAUUGACAACCGCUACCAUCUACAAGCGUUCCGCCAUUUGUAUGUCUUGGCUGCUGAACCCCGAGUCUUGAUACCAGAGAAUGUUAUUUCACGCCAGCCUUGCUAUGUUCCAGUGGAAAUCCGGUUUAACGACACCAAAUUUUACAAAAACGUCUCUUACACUACAAUGGCACCGUGUCUCAUUCCAGAGCUAAACUUGUUGAAGGAGGUGAAAAUCUUGGGACCUCGUUACUGGCCAAUCAGAUUCGAUGUAGACAAAAACUGGAAAACUUUAGAGUUGCUUCUUAAAAAUAGUGGUGUUGUAUACGUGAAACAGAAAGCUGGACAUUUGUCUUACAGUGAAGAUCCUAAAGGUUACCAUGGCCAUUUAGCAAAGUCUUUGACAAAUAAUGAGUCCAGUUUUGAAUCAACAAAACUUCAUCCAAAAUCUAUAAAGUCCUUCACAUCGGAUGCUCGAAUAUUGGCCUUCUCUGAGUUUUUCCUGUUUAAAAAUGAAAAAGAAUGUGACAGGCUGGCCCCUGUUGUCUACAGUUGUGCCUUUAAAGAAAAACCAGAAGGGAUUCCGACUCAGAUGAACUUAGCCUAUGAAGUCUGGCAGUCACAGAUUAACAAGGCUCCUUUAGGACUUUGGCAACUGAAGAUUGUCUUGAACUAUUACGGCAGCAAAUACCAGUUCAAAGCAAGUGAAGAAACCGAGAAAGUGCCACUUGUGGAAUUGGAUUAUGUGUUAUCUCUGAAGAAUGAACUGGAAAAGUUCCUUGCUGAUUGGGAAACUAACAACAUGGAAAUUCUGUUGAAAUAUUUCCAAGGAGAAUCAUUGAAAGAUGAGCAAUGUGGACACUUGUCUGCUUUCAUUGUUUGGUACGACAUUCCACAUCCUCAUGAUUUAGCAAGUAUCAGUGUAAAAGGAAAGCCCACUCUUCCAGUAUUGUGUAGCCAGCUUCCUCAUUUACCAAUGUCAUCCAUUAUGAAGUUGCUGAAUGCAUGGUGCAUCAAACAGACCUACUCUGAGAAGGGCCAUCUUCCUGAGUUUUCCCUUUCUGCCGAUUCCUGAUUUUGAACUCUUUGCUUCUGACUGUCUGUACCUCGUGUCCUGUCUUCAUUCUUGUGUAUCUACAUACAUGUAUGAAUUAUGCCUAUAAACAUAUGCAUAAAUAUAUAAGUAUGUAUAAUAUAUAUAUGUAUAUAUAUAUAAUAUAUAUUUAUGUGUGUGUGUGUGUG
Molecule: messenger RNA, 6184 nt
Organism: Octopus bimaculoides (California two-spot octopus)
Lineage: Eukaryota; Metazoa; Mollusca; Cephalopoda; Octopoda; Octopodidae
Product: anaphase-promoting complex subunit 1
Biological process (GO): metaphase/anaphase transition of mitotic cell cycle; protein K11-linked ubiquitination; anaphase-promoting complex-dependent catabolic process
Cellular component (GO): anaphase-promoting complex
Molecular function (GO): molecular adaptor activity
Source: RefSeq, a predicted model, not a curated record